UCUCUCGUUCGUUGCUUGUCGCUCCCCGCUCCCUGCUCUCCUUUUCAUUUCUUGCCGACCGACCGGUCAGAAUACACAGUUCUCGGGGACCCAAAUUCUUUCAAUGGAAACCCCGUCGUCAACAAGAAGAGUUACAAGAUCACAAACCUCCAUUGCAAGGAAGAGCGAAGAAUCUGAAAAGGCGACUCUAUCGAGACAGAGAAAUGGGAGAUCGGAUAGAUCAGCGCUCAUUGACAUCACCAAUGACUCCCCCAUUGUUGGGCUCGCUUUGCAGAGCUCACAUGCAACUCCUUCAUCCCUCGCCAAGAAGAGGGACCGACCCAUGCAAACACCAGGUUCUGGCGAGGCCUUGCUCCGAGGUCAGGUUAAGACCCUUCUACAGAAGGUCGAAGAAGAAGCCGAGCUGUCGAAGUUCUCUUUCGAAAAUCACCUUCUCCAUCUACACAACGUCGUGAGCUCUCCAUCCGGGCUUCUACCGACUCCAGCAAACACACCCCAGGUCCCUAAUCUAUCGAGCAAUGACGACAUGGAUGCGCUAUCGGCUUCUUUCACGCUCUCUGAAUCCGACAUUUCUCAGUCCGUCACAGGGAUGGAUGGAAAGAACGAAGAGGCUGCUGAAUCUCAUAAGACUGUGGUCACUCGGUCAUUGCUGUUUGAUUUCUCUGAUAAUUCAGAAACAUCUGAUUACUCAGACUGCUCCUCCGUGUUGACAUACCAAGAUGAGAGUGGAGGACGAGGAAAACCAAUUGACGAAGAUGACGCAUCAGUCUGGUCUAUACAGGUUAAUGCAAGUCCUCAAGAUGACGAUGAAGACGACGAUAUCAUCAAUGAAGAUGAUAAAGAAGAAGAUUAUGAAGAAGAAGAAGAAGGCGAAGAAGAGGUGGGGACAUAUAGUAUUGACGAACUCUGUGAAGGGCUAAGAAAGAUGAACGUGAAUCAGAAGAAAAUGCCGGGGUUUACAGGGAAGCACACUCGGUUCAUCUACAACAGCGAUGACGAGAUAGAAGGAGAAGAGGUUGCAGAAAUGAAAAGUUUAUCCCCUGGUAUCGUUCGUUUGAAGGGUAUGCCCACUCCGGAAGGGAAGCAUCUUCGCUUCCUCGAAGAAGAGUAUUAAUAUUGUAGGAGAUAAUUAUGAUCUAUUUCGUUUGUGUCUACCUCGACGCAAUCUAUCUGUUGAGGGAAUAGUCUGUUUUAUACUUAGUUUACUGGUUGUCUUUCAAAGUAUAACUUCAAAACGAGUUAAAUCAAUUCGCCAUGAAUGAAAAGCAAGGCCAGUAAUUGUUUUGUUACUA
This is a messenger RNA of Nelumbo nucifera (sacred lotus), 1292 nucleotides long. RefSeq lists its product as uncharacterized. NCBI's taxonomy places the organism in Eukaryota, Viridiplantae, Streptophyta, Magnoliopsida, Proteales, Nelumbonaceae. The record is from RefSeq and is a predicted model, not a curated record.